GGGCGGGACCCGGGCAGUCCCGUGACCGGCUGGGCGGGGUCACGUGACGUGGCCGACCGGGCCUCCCAAGAUGGCGGUGUGCGUGGCGGUGAUCGCCAAGGAGAAUUACCCUCUUUACAUCCGCAGUGUCCCCACGGAGAAUGAGCUGAAGUUCCACUACAUGGUGCACACGUCCCUGGACGUGGUGGACGAGAAGAUCUCUGCAAUGGGGAAGGCCCUGGUGGACCAGAGGGAGCUUUACCUGGGCCUGCUGUACCCCACAGAGGACUACAAGGUAUAUGGCUAUGUGACCAACUCCAAGGUGAAGUUCGUUAUGGUGGUGGAUUCUUCCAACACAGCACUUCGUGACAAUGAGAUUCGCAGUAUGUUCCGGAAGCUGCACAACUCCUACACAGAUGUGAUGUGUAACCCCUUCUAUAACCCAGGGGACCGCAUUCAGUCCAGGGCCUUCGAUAGCAUGGUGACGUCUAUGAUGAUACAGGUCUGUUGAGUGAGAAGCUUGCUGCCUGCUGUGUGAAGAGAAGUGUUUUGUACAUACUGUAUUGUGUAGAUGUGUAUUUAUUAUCAUUUACCUCACAUGGGGGUGAGGCCAGGUGGGGGGCAUGUCAACUAAAGGUCUUGUGACA
Pipistrellus kuhlii (Kuhl's pipistrelle) is the source of this 626-nucleotide messenger RNA. RefSeq names its product trafficking protein particle complex subunit 2L (gene TRAPPC2L). The record is from RefSeq and is a predicted model, not a curated record. Lineage: Eukaryota; Metazoa; Chordata; Mammalia; Chiroptera; Vespertilionidae. Gene Ontology annotation, biological process: endoplasmic reticulum to Golgi vesicle-mediated transport. The coding region runs from base 71 to 490 and encodes 139 amino acids. The transcript has 5 exons. Gene Ontology annotation, cellular component: nucleus; cytoplasm; TRAPP complex.